CAAUAUAAAAAGGUUGUGAUGUAGUUCAUAGUGAUGCAAGUAUUUUCAUAUAAAUCUUUUUAAAUUUACGUUCAACCAAGAAAAAUGACUUCGAACAGAAAUGCGAAUAAGAAUUCUUUAAAAUUUGUUGUUUAUGAAGAUGAAUUAUCAGAUUAUAAUGAUGAUUCCGAUGGCUUGGAAAUCGAUGAAUGUCCAAGUCCACGUAAAAAAAAAUCAUUACUCCAACUGGAUUCUAAUGAAAAGGCGGUUUUAGAAAAUAUUGAUAAGGAAAUUGACAAACAAUUGGAAGAAAAAGCUGCAAACACAAAUAUGAGUGCCCAAAAUGUUAAAAAUAUAUUGAAACAUAUCAUAACAAAUGAACAAGUUUUAGCGCUUGUUAGAAAUUCAGCAAAUGACGAACCAUUUAGAACAGAAAAUUUAACAUUUGAACCGAAGCUUACCAGAGCUAAAGUGAAAGAAUUGUUUAAAAAUCAGGCUGCUCCGUUACGAACUAAUAAAUCCGAAAUUCAUGUUCUUAUUGAUCAAGAACUACCCGAAGACGAAGAAGAUGAUGAAUACAUACCUGGCGAGGAUGAGAGCGAUGAUGACCAGAGCACGCUUGUAAGUGAUUUGGAUUCACAACCUGCAACUCCAGCAACUCCUUCAAACUCAUACUCUGCAGAUUGUAGUACACAGACAUCUUGGACUGAUGAUGGUGUAUUUAAAGUCCCAACAAAAGUAUUAAAGUCCCCGUCUGUGAGUAUUUCAAAACCAACGCAAGAAAAUAUCGCACUUCGUACCAGAUCAAAAUUAUCACUUAGUGAUACACCUUUAGAAUGUAUUGAACAAGCUUUUAUACCACCAGAUAUCACUACGGAUAUGUAUGAUAUUGAAUGUGACGAUGAUGAUUGGCGAAAUUUUUUAAAAGAGUUUACAUUACCCUUACAAGCUGUUACUACUGCAACUAAUGAAGAUGACGAUGAAGCUGAUCCUGAAUAUAAUAUCUUGGCUGAUGAAGAAAUCGAUGCUGUCGAUAAAGAAGAAUUAAGAGCAGAUAGAGGUGUUAAAGUAACAAAACGUGAAUUGAAUGAUUUAGUUGCUGAAUUAUUUGAUUUCGCUGACUUAUUUACUCCACCCUGUCCAAAUGAUGAGACAACAGAAAACGAUUCCGAAACGCAACCAGCUAUCACAGAGAAUAAGCCUCAAAAUGAUAAGCAAGAAAUGCCUUCAACGUCUCAAAAUAAUACUACUACAGAACCAGAAACUAGUCAACCCAUACUCAUCGAAUAUCCUGCUGUCUAUAGUCCAUGUAACGUCAUUAGUAAACAGCAAAUUUUAUUAUUGGAACAACAAUUAAGACAACAUGUUCAACUAUUAACGCAAAAUUUUCUGCAAACCUAUAAGCAUCCUAUUUAUAAUCAAUUUUCCGAAAACGUAAAAGAAAUGGUGACAGAAAUUGGUUUAAAGGCAAAGAAAAAUCCAAAAUCUUGUUUAAAUGCAGAAAAUUUAAAAAAUGCUUUGAAAUUAAUGAAAUUUUGGGAAGAUAAAAUUUCGAGUAAUGAUACUGACACACAAGAAAUGAUGAAGUUUGUUGAUGCCCAAAUAAAAAGAUUCAUAACAUAUAAGGAACGAAAAUAUACUACAAUGCAACCAAAAUUACCACCGUUACUUUUACAAACCAUAUCAAAGAGUGAUGUAUUUAUGUAUCCAUUUUUAUUGCCAUGCAUGCCAUUCUUACCAGUGGUAUCUGCUCCAUCAUCGAAUAGUAAUAGGAUAGUUUAUACAUUAUCAGAAGAUUCUUUAAUAGCAAUUGGAUUGGAACAGUUUAUCAGUUAUUUACACGCAGAAAAGUUAGUAAAAAAUGGAAAAGCAUCAAUAAUCGAUGCAUGUACAUUAAUUGUACGAUUUUUAAUGCCAGCAAAAGAUUUUAUGAGUUUGCGAGCUCACGUUCUCGCUUUGAAAAAUGGAAAAAAAACUGAUAAUCCAAUAAAUUACUACUUUAAACACAAAGUCGCACCGCCAACAACUCAUUAUGUGCUACCCACGUAUCAGUGUAUUCCAGUGAACCGACAGAACAAAGAUAUUUUAAAUGAACCAUGGAAAAGUUUUAUUUAUCCAGAACCAAAACGUAAUUCGUUAGACCAAAUUAAACCGUUUUUAUCAGACAAUUCAACCCAAUUAAGGGUUCCUAUUCCAUCACCGAAACUCUAUAGCAAAUCAAUACGAAAUCGUAUACCAAAACGCUGGAAACCUAAAGUCAAGUCACCGAAAUAUGUUAAAUUCAAAUCGAUCAUUCUAAAAGAUACAACGCCUGUGAAAAUUAUACGAAAUGAAUCGAUAUCACCAAGCAUUCAACUAAAAUCGAAGUCUCCAGGUGCUAAAUUGAUUGCUAAUACAUUCAUCAUGUUGCCUAGUAUGCCGGGGCUCAGUCCUUUUAAACAAACACCUAUGAAAACUUCAGAAAAUAUUGAAAAUUGUGAUGAAAUUGUAGUGGUAAAAGAAUCGUCGUCAACAUCAGAUAUCAAUUCAGAUUCUAAUGUAUGUAAUGAAGUAGCACCUACAAGAGGUGAAAAAAAAUUAAGCAAAAAUAUUCCAGAAAAUUGUAACCCAGAAGAAAAAAAAGGUAAAGAUGUCGAAACCAGUACACCUACUAAAGGCAAUUGUACCUUAAAGACAAAACCAAAGAUAACAGCUUCCGAAAAGAAAAAAGCCAAGCAGCAGAAAGAAUAUGAAACAGUCAGAGCAUUACUGUCCCCUGAAAGUCCUAAAGUAGCCGAAGAAAAAGCGAAUAAUUUCGCACAUGCCUAUUUCAAUAAAGUGAAAGAACGUUUAACCCAGAAUUCUCCAGAAGAUUACAAUUUAUUUUUAGCAACUUUAAGUGAUCAUGAUGAGUCUUCCGAUAGUGUAACAGAUCUCUACAGUAAAGUUACAGCUAUUUUAAGUCCAAAACAUCCCGAUUUAUGUGAAGAAUUUAUAACAUUUUUAACACCUGCUCAAGCCAAAGAAAUUGAAAAAUUGAUACCAUAUUACAUGUUUUCAAAAAUGGCAACAUUUCUUCGAAAAUUGGAAACAUAUUACAAUAAACAACCAGCACAAAUAAGAAAAAUUUAUAAUAGUUUAGUGGAACUCAGUGGACAAGACGGUGUAAAUAUUGAUUUGGUUAAAACCACAAUACUACCGUUGUUGAAAGGAAAUACUUAUUUAAUUGAUUAUUUUUUGCAAAUAUUUUCUGAAGAAAAACCACCCCAAAGUUUAAUGACGGUAUGGGAAGAUAUCGAUUAUGAUUCCACAACAAGCAAAAAUGUAGAAGAAAAUGUUGAAUGUUUUGAAUCAUUGAAAGUACCAGAUAUGGAUGAUCCAUAUGGAACCAUGACUUGUAUAUGCACAUGUCAUAAUUCACCCAACGAAGAAUACUCUUCCCGCAAUCGCCAUUGUUUAUCUUGUGGAACAAAGUUUAUUCAAGGAAAAGUAUUUAUUCAAACUGGUAAAGGUCCUAAACCUGUGAGUGUUACAUUCCCGGAUUGUUCAAUGGAAGAACAGAAUAAACGAUUAUGUAUCGCUCACAAGAAUCGAUCUAAACGAAGAUCAGAAGCUGUGUCACCUAAAUCAACACCAUUUUCACCAUCAAAACAUUCACAUAAUGAAUUCGAUGACGAUGAGCAUUUUGGUACAAAAAGUAAUAAAAAUUCACCAAAAAAAUUAACGAAAUCACCUAAAACUAACUCGUCUCGAAAAUUCUCAUUAAUCAAAUCUCGAAAAAGUGAUGUUAGAAAAGGUGAUAAGGAUGAAGUCAAAAAAGGUGAUAUGGAAAAUAAUGUUAGCCAGAAAAAGUAUAAGUCAAAUUUAAACUUUACGAAAAAAGAUGUACCGAUUAAAUCGAAUGUCAAAAUAGAUUCUACUCGAACUGAAAAUGAUGUUGAUUCAAUGGCAAUAACACCUGGGGAUAAUGUUGAUAAUGAAAAUAAUAAAAAAAUUGAAAAAAGUGAUCAAGAACCAACACCCAUGGAGUGGGAUGAUUGUAAUGCAUCGGUUGAGUCAAUUGAAUUAAAAUUAAGUCCAAAUCGAAGUGUUGAAAGUUCUGAUUUAUGUGAAGAAUCCUCACAAGAUUUAUCAGAAGGCAACGAAGAUAUUCCCGCAACAUGUUCAGAGAGUGAAAAUGAUUCAAUUGUUGAAGCGGAAAGUAUUCACAGUGAUUCAAGUGUAUCAGAUAAUCAGGAAGUUACUAAACAAAUUUCAUUUGGAUGGACUCGCGACGAGGAUAAAAUUAUUUUAAAAACAUUUCAACAAGAAUGUGAUAGUGAGAAUAAAUUUGAUAUUAUUGGUGAAUUAUUACCACACAGGACUAUUCCUGAAAUACGCGAACGUUUUCAAACUUUAAUGAAUUUGUUGUUGAAAAUAACAAAAAGUAACAUGUAA
Chrysoperla carnea is the source of this 4395-nucleotide messenger RNA. RefSeq lists its product as uncharacterized. The record is from RefSeq and is a predicted model, not a curated record. The coding region runs from base 85 to 4395 and encodes 1436 amino acids. Gene Ontology annotation, biological process: regulation of DNA-templated transcription. Gene Ontology annotation, molecular function: transcription coregulator activity. NCBI's taxonomy places the organism in Eukaryota, Metazoa, Arthropoda, Insecta, Neuroptera, Chrysopidae. Gene Ontology annotation, cellular component: nucleus. The transcript has 17 exons.